AUGGAGGGCUUCCCUUCCAACACAGCGAUAGACACGAAGAUGGACAUAGACGUCAGCAAGCCAUCGGAACCACAUAAGCUGUCUCUUACUCAAGAUGCUGGCUCUAUCCCAACACUGGAUGGCUGGAUCGAGAGCCUCAUGAGUUGCAAACAGCUGUCAGAGGCAGAUGUGUCUCGGCUAUGCGACAGAGCGCGUGAAGUUCUGCAAGAGGAGUCUAAUGUGCAGCCAGUGAAAUGCCCGGUCACAGUCUGCGGCGACAUCCACGGCCAGUUUCACGACUUGAUGGAGUUGUUCCGCAUCGGUGGUCCCAAUCCGGAUACGAACUACCUUUUCAUGGGCGACUACGUCGAUCGAGGAUACUAUUCGGUUGAGACCGUUACACUGCUCGUUGCUUUGAAGAUCAGAUAUCCUUCCCGUAUCACCAUCCUACGAGGUAACCACGAAUCGAGACAGAUCACACAGGUUUAUGGCUUCUACGACGAGUGCCUGCGCAAGUACGGGAACGCCAACGUUUGGAAGUACUUCACAGAUCUCUUCGACUACCUUCCCCUGACCGCCCUCAUCGACAACCAGAUCUUCUGCCUUCACGGUGGUCUUUCGCCCAGUAUCGACACCCUAGACAACAUCAGAUCUCUCGACAGAAUCCAGGAGGUGCCUCAUGAGGGUCCCAUGUGUGAUCUGUUGUGGAGUGACCCGGACGACCGCUGUGGAUGGGGUAUCAGUCCCAGAGGUGCAGGCUACACGUUUGGUCAAGACAUCUCAGAGGCCUUCAAUCAUAACAAUGGCUUGACCUUGGUGGCAAGAGCGCAUCAGCUGGUCAUGGAGGGCUACAACUGGAGUCAGGAUCGGAAUGUUGUUACCAUCUUCAGUGCUCCCAACUACUGCUACCGCUGCGGCAAUCAGGCAGCGAUCAUGGAGAUCGACGAGCAUCUGAAGUACACUUUCUUGCAAUUCGACCCAUGUCCUCGGGCCGGAGAGCCUAUGGUCAGCAGAAGAACGCCAGACUACUUCCUCUGA
Cyphellophora attinorum is the source of this 1017-nucleotide messenger RNA. RefSeq names its product Serine/threonine-protein phosphatase PP2A catalytic subunit. Gene Ontology annotation, biological process: peptidyl-serine dephosphorylation; mitotic cell cycle. NCBI's taxonomy places the organism in Eukaryota, Fungi, Ascomycota, Eurotiomycetes, Chaetothyriales, Cyphellophoraceae. Gene Ontology annotation, cellular component: cytosol. The record is from RefSeq and is a predicted model, not a curated record. Gene Ontology annotation, molecular function: protein serine/threonine phosphatase activity. The transcript is spliced from 5 exons. Bases 1 to 1017 code for a protein of 338 amino acids.